AUGACAACUUUCUUCGAGACUCCCAGUGCCCUUUCUAUAAUCGGCAGGUUACAAAUAGCAGAACUUCAGAUUCAGUGGCGUGACAUCAGUGAGCGUGAACGAAAAGCACGUAUCCGCAACCAGGAUCUGCUGUGUCACUUUGAAAAACUGGAAGAAUCAUUGGAGAGACUUUCAGCACGGACUGCUGCAAUUUUGAAACUGCGGGUGGAGCAUGAAAGGCAAAUGGAAAGGCUUUUUCCUGGUUGGCAGAAGAAAGUGGAAAAGAAUUGGACAUCUGCACAGUCAAACAUACAGCCACAUACAGAAGACAUAAAUACCAAGCAGAAACAAUUUACCAACACAACUGUGUAUCAAGACUUUCUGAGUGCCAUAAGAGGCAGAGAUUGGCAUCCAUACGUUAAAGAGGAAAAUUUCCUGGAACCUUCCUGGUCACCCAAUAUCUUGACCAAGAUGAAUCCACUGCAAAGUGGGAGGCAUAAGUUGAGAUCUUCAUCUCCCCGACAAACAUCAUGCAAGGAUAAUGAGAGCAGAGAUUCUGUGGCAGCUGGGCUAUCUUCUAUGGAGUGCAGACCGUCAGACACACUACAAAAUUGUGUCUCCCAAUAUAACAUUAACAAAUAUCGGUCAUUUACGAGAGACUGGGACAACACUUAUAAAGACACAGGGAGAGAAAUGUCUUCACAACUACCAUUCUGUGAACAUGUCAGUCAAUCUGGAUUCUUCUUUGAUGACAAUAGCAUUGAUUAUUGUAAUGAAAUGUUACAUAAACACAGCCAAGCAAAUAUGUUGGGGGACAGCAAAGUGAGCAAUGCAGGUUGCAUAUCAAACAUAAGCAGAAGAAAUGGACAACAGAAAGAAGGCCAUUCUUCCCGUAAAUCUAUCAGAAAGACAAGCCUCCAAGAAGAGCAACAUCUCAAACAGCACAUCUGUGAUAGAGACCAAGAAAGAAAAUCAGAAACAGGGAUAAAUGAGAAUUACCCACUGCUGUCAUCUAAGACCAAUAAAACAGAAGCUAAACCAGUGAAGUUAUCCCAAUCAGAUCAAAGUGAACACAGUUUGGGCUUAAGUGACACACCAAGCAGUUAUUCCUCAAGAAUAAAGAAGACAAAAUUCAUCAAAACAGAGAAAAAGAGAGGAUGUCAAGGAAAUGAAGAUGAAACAAUGGUAUAUCCAACUGUCCAUAAUGGCACACAGAAUGACUCAGGUGUUGAUGAUGUCUCACCUUCUGUAAAAAGAGCAGAUGAAAUCCAUGGAAAGAGUAGAGUAAAACAGAAGACUGCCAAAGAAGAGUCUGCGAAAACAGAUGAAAAUGGAGUGCAGCUGGUGUCUGGGAUAGAAGCCAGUGCAAAGCAUGCUAUGGCCAGACUGGUAAAAACAGACAGUUUGGAAAAAGGAAACUCUUUGGCUAAUGUCCUAAAAGAGAAAGAAACAUCAAUGGGAGAGAGUGAAGAGGAUUUAUCAAGAAGGCAAUGUUCUACUAGCAUAGAGGACGGAGAAAGCAGUCAAGCUGAACAGCAGGACGAGUCAUCUGAAUCGACUACUACCACUGCAGAUAACUUACAAAACUCAAAGCAGUGUUGUACUGUGGAAGAAUCUUAUACCUAUCUCAUACCCAAAGAAAAUGAGCAAAAAGAUGAAAGACAGGGUGAGAUAAUGGAGGAGGAACAUACAGAAGACUCUAAUUUGUUAAGCCAUAAAUCACCAGAGUUACUAAAACAGCAGGGAUCUGCAGAAGCAUUUGGGAAGCCAAGAUAUGAAUUAAGAAAUUUUAGCAAGGAUGAAAUAAUGUUAGCAAGUGAGGAAUCUGAAAGUAGCAGAAGUAGACACUGUCAUCAGGCCCUGCACCUGGUUGAAGAAGCAGAACUGGAAAAAAACAUUCAAGGACAGAAAACGAACAAGCUUGUGGCUGACCAAAAAGGGGAUGGCAAUGGCACAAGUGAAGAAGAGAAGUCAUUGUCUGAGAAAGAAGAGCCACAGACAAGCAAUAGUCAACAAGAAGAAGAGGAGAGUGACAAAGAAGAGUAUGAAAGUGGAGAAGGGAAUGAAGAAGACAGUGAACCUGAAGAAUUUGAAGAGGAUGAUGAAAGAGAACAAAUGGAAGAGGAUGAGUCAGAAAAUGAAGAUGAGGAGGAGGAAGAAGAAGAAGAAGAAGGGGGUGGUUGUGGACAAGAGAACAAUAGAAAAAAUAAUGGAGAUAAAGAGGAUGAUCAAUCAGAACAGAGUAAGAACACAGACUCAGAGGAUGAAAUUGUUAUACAGCCACAAACCAGGCAAGGUGUCACAAAAAGUUAUGAAGAAGCUGACAAAAGAUCUCUGCUGGGCCACAACAAAGGAGAAGCACAAGUAUACCAUGAAAACGAAAUUAGUACUGAGGGAGAGAUGAUAGAAGAUGACAGUAGUGUUGAUGAUGAUGAGAGAAAUACUGAAGAAGAAGAUGAUGGUGAUGAUGACAUAGAAGCUAUAUUAGCUCCUAGGGAAUAUGUAGACCAUAGGUAACGUGCUAAUUUUUUCUGUUUUAA
This is a messenger RNA of Erpetoichthys calabaricus (reedfish), 2519 nucleotides long. Its product is annotated as glutamic acid-rich protein-like. Bases 1 to 2496 code for a protein of 831 amino acids. The record is from RefSeq and is a predicted model, not a curated record. NCBI's taxonomy places the organism in Eukaryota, Metazoa, Chordata, Cladistia, Polypteriformes, Polypteridae. The transcript has 8 exons.